GGAGGCGGGGCUUCUGGCGACACACUCAGCUCUACUGCUUUUCCUUGUUACUGCACCGUCAUCACGACUUUGCUCAACAUCGCCAAAUUAACGCAGAGAGUAAAUCACAAUAUGAAGCUAUCUCUAGUAUCCAUCGUAGGCUGUCUUGUUUACAGUGCUCUCGCCCGCACACCAGCCUACCAGAGGCUGCCGCCUCUGCGAGACCAAGCCGAAUUACAAAACCAAUGGGUUGCGGAGCGAAAGGCAGCAAUUCCAGCUCUUCUGGAGAAGCAUCACAUGGAUGCAUGGCUUAUCAGCCAGCGCGAGUACGCCGAAGAAACGGUCUUUUGGUCGCUCAAGUCGGCCGAGCAAUUCUCUGCCCGGCGCCGAACAACCUAUCUGUUCCUAGCUCCCAAAGUCGCUGGUGACAAGCCUACGGCAUACACAUGGAUAGACAAUACGCCCAAGGUAUGGGAUGAGCUGACGGCGCUGCUCGAUGCCCACAACCCCAAGACCAUUGCAGUCAACGCGCAUCCCGAAAUCUCCUUCUCAUCCGGCAUGCACGCUGGCGAGCUCAAAGCCGUCGAGGACGGUGUCGGCGCCAAGUGGGCAAAGCGCUUUGUCGUGCACCCUAUGCUGGCCGUCGAGUACAUUGGCACGCAGAUCGACGCACGGCUGCCGUGGUACCGCAAGAUGCAGGAAACAGCAUGGGCUAUCAUCUCGGAGGCCUUUAGCGAGAAUGUCAUCACCCCAGGUAAAACUACAACCAAGGAUGUGGAGUGGUGGAUGCGCGACCAGAUCCAGGCCCUCAACUACACGACUUGGUUUCAGCCCGAUGUGAGCAUUGUGACUCCAGACACCCCGUGGCCCCAGGACGACGUGGCACCCGUAAGUCGCGCCAUUGGCCACGGCGACUACCUGCACGUCGACUUUGGCGUGACGGCUAUGGGCAUGAAUACAGACACACAGCAUCUGGCAUAUGUGCUGCCCCCGGGCGAGACGGCGCAUGACGCGGUCCCCAAGGGCUUCCGGGAUGGCCUGGCGAAGGCCAACAGACUACAGGACAUUACACGCGAGAAUAUGAAGCCCGGCAUGACUGGCAACGACAUCCUGCGCGCGAUCCACAAGCAGAUGGAGGCCGAGGGCAUCCAGGGCAAGAUUUACUGCCAUGCUAUUGGUGACUGGGGCCAUUCUGCAGGAACAGUAAUUGGCAUGACCAAUUUACAGGAAGACGUCCCUGUGCUGGGCGACCUGCCACUUAUCGACCACACCUGGUACAGCGUUGAACUGGUGGCAUAUCACUAUGUCCCCGAAUUAGAAAACGAGUACAAGUUCCCGCUGGAGGAAGACGUGUACUGGACAGCAGAGGACGGAUUUCAAUGGGUAUACGGCCGUCAGAACGAAUUCCAUCUCAUCCGCACGCUGGAUGAGAGCGCGGCAGCAGACGAGCUGUAAACUCUAUAGUUACAAAAGUUAACAAUGAAUAUCACGCCGUUGUGGCCACUGUAGUUUAUGCAUUGAACAAGAUGGUUCAUAUUCACGCUAUUUGUCCAACGAAUUCCCACCACCACGCUCCGUCCACAUACACACGCAUCAAAAAUGAAAAAGAAGACAAAAAGAGUACAAAAAGAUACAAAGUAACACAACAGAAAAACAGCAAUGCUACAGAAAAAAACCGACCAACAAGAAGAAGACGCAGGAAGAGAGGACAAAACGUAAGAAAAGUACAAAAAAGAUCAAGACCAAAAAAAUCAAAUAAAAGACGCUUGUGUUGUUCGCUGCCUCGGGAAAAGGAAGAAAGGGAAACGUUGGUCGUUGAAUCCGUUGGUAGGAUUCAGAUCUUCCAAGGCUUGUGGUAGUAGCGACAAAGUUGAGAUGAUCCAGUCGCUCUCGCAGUGUGCCCCGCUUGGCUCUUCUUCUUUUUGGAUUCCCGUAUCGUCAUGACACUUUGCAUUUUGUCUUCGUCUUCGUCCUUUGCUUUGUUGCCCGCCACUUCCUUCACCCUUCCUCACCUUCUUCCCACCUUGAACCGUACCCAGUUUCCAUGUGAAAUCCAUUAAACUCCGUUGGUAGUAAGAGAGACCCAAAAUCGCAUCCAGAUUCCAACGCGCUCAAGCUUCUUCAUUGUUAUCAGAUUGGUGCCGCGUAUUAAACCUUUUAUCCUCUCGGCGUGCCCGAACCGCUUCCGUGGUCGCGGUCCUUUUUGUCCUUGCGACUCUUGAUGAUAAAGUCUGCUUGGAUUUGGAUGUGAUCCGCGGGAUACCACCAGAAUGGGAAUGAAGGGACUAGCUUCAGCUCGUUGGGGUCAGGGCCACCUAGCACACCAACCACCUCCAGUGUGUUAGUAGAGUACCAGAUAUAGUCGAUGACAUCAGUAAAUCCCGGUGUAUAGUUGGUAAAUGGCAUCUCAUCCGCAGUGCCGCGCGUCGGCGCAUACGAGUCACGAAGGCUAAAGGGAUGCUCAAUUCCAUCUCUUGUAAAGUUUCCGUAAUGAUGGUCUGUGAGGUCCGGAUGGUCAGGGGGGAUUCGGCCCUUGGACAUGAACUCAAACACUGCGGAGUCAUACGUCGAGUUGAAAUCACCGCAAAUGAUGAGUGGAAUAUCCAAGUUGCUCUUGUAUUCUUGACUGGGUCCGGGGUCGGCUUGUGGCGCAGGCGGCUUGCCGUCAUCUGAAGGAGGAAUAAUCAUCUUUUUCUCCUUCAGGGCAGGCCAUUUGGCAUACUUUUCCGACAUCUUGACGACUUGCUCCAUCAAAAUGCCCGUCUGGAUGGCUUUGACGUCGGCUAGUAGCAGCUCCCAUGUCGUAUGCACAUUGACCACAAUCAUGCGAGCUCCCGUGAGGCGCGAUUCGAAAAAGGAUAUAACGGCAAUAUUAUCCUUGGGCAUGACACGGUUGAAUACAUCGUGCUGAUUCUUCAUAUCCGGCCGGUUAAUGGCAAUCGUCGCAAACUCGAUAACCUGUUUGUCGAGCAAAAUGUACUUGCUGUGCUUGUAGAAAAUUGCACAACCGUCAACUUGAAUCGAGUCCUUCUCUGCCAUCGUUUUGGCGCGUGACUUGGGCCAAUGGACACCCUUGUAAUCCAGCUUAGCGAGCUCGGGGCUGAGGUUGUCGCGAAAGGCUUCGGUCGAUACUUCUUGAAGUGUGAGAAAGUCGGCAUCACGGAGCUGGAGCUCCUUCAUAAUGCAGUCAAAUCUGUAGUCCCACUUCAGAGCACGUGUAGGUGUGUAGCCGUAUGUUUGGGCUGUCGCAUACUUGUCGCAUAGAAUGUUCCAUGAAAAUACUCUGACACGCUCGGCGCUGGUUGAAAUGUCUUCUUGAAUGAUGACUUCUUUGCGGGGUUCGGGCUCGCGGGGGACUGUUGAGAAAGACUAUAUUAGCGGAUGGCUCUGUCGAGGCAUUUCAGCAGUUCUUACCUGGUGCGCUCUCUCUGAGAGAAUUGAUCAUGGCCUUGGUUCCCUUGUCCAUGAUUUCUUGCUUAAAGGUGUGCUCCAGCGGGUUACCUUCAAUGCCCAAUACUUCCAGCAGGUGGAGGGAGCCUAGCUCAAAUGGAAGCUCCUGGAUAUUGUUGUUGAAGAUCAAGAGGUGCUUAAGAUAUGUGCACAUUCCCAGUUCGGCUGGCAAUACAGUUAUUUGGUUGAAUGAGGCAUCGAGGAGUCGGAGCUGACGAAGAUCGCCAAUGGCCUUUGGGAGUCGCGAGAGCUUGUUGGAUGCAAUGUAUAGGUCGUUUAGAAAUUGGUAUCGAAAGAGUUCUGGAGCAAGGUUGCGCAGGCCCUGACCGCUCAUAUCCAUGUUGAGCCAGUCUUGCCGUGCGAUAUCCUUUUCCAAAGCGACGGGGACUCUUCUAUCAGCCUGGUCGUUUUCGCCGUCUGCCUGUGUUCGACCGUUAGUGCUAACAGGGCCAGCUAUUCCUCGGUUCUCUGACGCUUUAAGACGAGCAUAGUAGUGAGGCUGUUGCUGAUCAGUCAUGGCAGAGUGAGCUCGUUCAGCCUCCUUAUGCAAACGCAGCUGCUCUUGCCACAUUUCGUUGUGAGGGCCUGAGUUGCCUCUCGAGUUAGAGGAGUGACCGUUUUGUAUGUUGGAUGAGAAUUGGUUUGUAGAAGACAGAGUGCCAGAUCCAAAGGCAGAGUGAUGCCCGAGGCCGUUGGAGUUGGGCAUGCCGUGAUCGUGUUGGAGGUUUUGCAGAUGUUGCGCUUGGGAUGGGUGUUGGUGUUGUGCAUGUUGCUGGUAGCCGUAGAGCAUGUUGGGCAUGCCUCGGCCAGCACCACCAUUCAGCCGGGCGCCGUGGCCCUGCUGAUGAUUCUGAGAGUACAUGGGUAUGGCGUCGGUGGUUCGUCAGUGUUAGCCGUUGGUCGGUAAUACGUGGUGAGUUUCGGAAGGGCCCAGCGUCGUCGUCGACAGCAAACUAUGCAAGUCGGCGGUACGGCGGGGCAAGUUCAAGUAUUAUCGAUGAUGCGUAUGAGACGUUGGGAACCAUCGGUUACCUACGACGUGUCGGAGUGGGGAGCGUUGAGCGAGGCGGGCUGCCGGUGUGCGCGUCGGCGAUUGCGGUCUGAGGGGGUAUGAGAGAAUGUCAGGAGUAUUUGCCAAUGCGCAUCAGCGUAGUUUGGAGGUAGAGGCGUCUUUAGCAUGUGCCGUAGCGAAGCUCAGGAAUAUGCCCUCGAGAUGUUGGUCGAGCUCCGUGUGCGCGGCGAAACGAGUCGGUGAGUCGCUGGCGAGGACAGGCUGGAGGACAAUGGUUGGUUGAGGAAAAGAAUUUCACAAGCAAGAAUGCGACUUGUGUGCUUAGAUGGGCAUGUUCAUCUGCCACAGGCCGUUGGUUGAGAAUUGCCUGCAAGGAAAAGGUUAGACGGGAAGGGCUGGGUCGAGAUGACACGAAGGGCAAAAUGCGGAGGGUUGGGGUGCAGAGCUCCCCGCCCAGGGUGCGAUGCCACGUACGAAAAAGGGUUGUAAAAACGAAUGAAGGAAACCGGCAGUUCUUGUCGUGGCCGAAGAUACAAUCGAUACUGGAAAUAAAGUACUCGUAGUCGAUGCUUCGUGUGGUGAUUCUCUGAUAAGGCGCUAUGGCUG
Messenger RNA from [Torrubiella] hemipterigena, 5047 nucleotides. NCBI's taxonomy places the organism in Eukaryota, Fungi, Ascomycota, Sordariomycetes, Hypocreales, Clavicipitaceae. The record is from the annotation of a GenBank genome assembly.